Molecule: messenger RNA, 9309 nt
Organism: Epinephelus fuscoguttatus (brown-marbled grouper)
Lineage: Eukaryota; Metazoa; Chordata; Actinopteri; Perciformes; Serranidae
Gene: tmem68
Product: transmembrane protein 68
Exons: 7
Coding region: 1640-2290 (216 amino acids)
Cellular component (GO): membrane
Molecular function (GO): acyltransferase activity
Source: RefSeq, a predicted model, not a curated record
GACUAUCUGAGUGUUUUGGAGUACCUGUUGUGGGUCUUCACUCCUCUGGCUAUUGUCUUCCUCGUGCCGUUCCUCAUUGUUAUCCUCCUCUACCUCUCUAUACUCUUCCUUCAUGUCUACAAGAAUUUGACAGAAUGGAGCAAAAUGUCAUAAAAAGGGUCUGUUAACUGAGCAGAGUGACAAACAGUCGGCAUUUUAGGUGUGAAUUGAAAACAGAAGCCACAACAUCUGCAACAACCGUAAACUAGCCAGCUCAGUGCUGAUUAGAGCAUGGAACUGAGCAACCAUCACAGACUGGAGCUGCUGUACAGCAGUCAGUCAGACAAAUGGACUGGUAAUAAUCAAGUUGCCCGAAUUGUUUACUGAGUCUCACAUCAGGUCAGCCAACUAGUUAAUCCAAACAUCAUGAGCCUUAACUUGCUUACUUUAAGGGCUGUCAAUUAAUCAAUUCUAACUUGUAAAACAAACAAGCAAAAAACCCUCAAAAACUGGUAUUCGAUUGUGAAGAUUAGGAUUUGAUUGGGGGGAAAAAAGCAGCACUACCACAGCUGUGUGCCUCGCAAAUCAUUUAUAUGACCUCGCCCCAAGAGACAGUGCAAUCUCAGUUCUUGCUGUAGUACCAAUCAUGAUACAGAGAGAGAGAGAUACAUUACAUUAUCCACCUUAUUCCUGAGGGUGCAACUUCUGGUGAGACAGUGGAAGCAGCAGUAAGCUAGUUAGGAGCUUUGCCCUUCUAUGGUCAGUCCCAGUGGCUAAUCUUGGUGGCUGACUGUCAACUGCUGUUCUUUUUGAAAGUAAGUUGCCUUUGAUUUAGCAAAUACUGCUUUGUUUUUUCAACAGAUAGUUAACUAACAUUAAAUUAGCAUGUAUUAAAAUAUCCUUGAUGAGCUCUGGUACCUGUUGAACUGUCCACAUCUGUAACAUUACUAACAGUCAGACUAAGCUAAAUUUGUGGCUUCAACAACAGUGCUGAAAAUGCACCUAGAACAAAAAAGGGAAUGUUCCUAUAACUAGCGUUACAGGUUCCAUCACCCACCCACAGAGGGGAAAAGGUUGCCAUCCAUCCUUUGUAAAUACAGGAUUGUCCAAUAUUAAUAAAAUGCACUGUCCCUUACUGAAUCAGUACGAGAUAUGAUUUGUCCCAAAUUUUCGUGUACACCCUACUCUAAAUGCAUACACUAUGUUUUCACAUGCUUGGGAUUACAUAAGAAAUAACAAAACUGAAAGAGUUUCAAGAGCAAAGAAGUAUAAAAUCAAAAUUUGUGGAAGAGAGUGACACCUAGAAUGAUAGGUCUGUCACUCACCAUCAGUACAUGAUAUCCCUGUCUCUACUGUCUGAUUUCAUUCUCAACCUGCAUUAGAAAAUUGCCCUUUAUAGACAUAGGUGAAUGUUAAGAAUAAGUGUUCUGGACCACACUAUUGAAAUAAGAUCCAGGUAGUAUAAAUAUGUUGCUGUUGUCCUGUCGUGUCUUGUCCUUGAGUCACUCCACACAGUAUAUUUUCUGAUGUCUUCUUCUAACAGAGGAAGAAUCAGCUGAGGGAAGCUUACUGCAACAACCUGUGGGAUGGAGCCAGGAAGACCCUGGCUACUCUGUGGGAUGGACAUGGAGCCAUAUGGCAUGGUUAUGAGAUCCAUGGGAUGGAGAAGAUCCCUGACAAAGGACCAGCACUGAUAGUGUACUAUCAUGGAGCCAUUCCCAUCGACUACUAUUACUUCCUGGCCAAUGUUAUCAUCCAAAAGGGACGGCCCUGCCACUCUGUGGCUGACCACUGCCUCUUCAAGAUCCCAGGUUUCAAAUUACUGUUGGAGGUGUUCAGUGUGAUCCAUGGUCCUCAGGAGGAGUGUGUGCGGGCUCUGAAGAAUGGUCACCUAUUGGCAAUUUCUCCAGGAGGAGUGCGGGAGGCUCUAUUCAGUGAUGAGACCUACCCUCUUCUCUGGGGCAAACGCAGAGGCUUCGCCCAGGUCGCCAUCGACGCUCAAGUGCCAAUAAUUCCAAUGUUUACUCAAAAUGUGCGGGAAGGCUUCAGAUGUCUGGGAACACUCAGAUUUUUCCGCUGGAUGUAUGAGAGGUUUCGCAUCCCAGUAGCUCCUAUUUAUGGUGGAUUUCCUGUGAAGUUUCGGACCUUCCUUGGUGAUCCCAUCCUGUAUGACCCCAACAUCAGUGCUGCAGAGUUGGCAGAGAAAGUGAAGCAGGCAGUCCAGUCUCUGAUUGACCAGCACCAGCAGAUACCAGGGAGCAUCCUAAGAGCCUUGUUGGAGAGAUUCCACACUAAACACAAAUACCAUUAACAUCAGCAGUACAACAACAGAUACAAACUAUCCAAUGUGUGACCAAAACAACAUCAGCAUUGGCUCAGCAGGCUGCAGUGUGCACAGGUUUGGCCUAACAUAUUGGAAUAUUUGCACAGCUUUCUUCACUGCUUCCAAACACCACUGACUGCAGCUGCUGAGGUUCCUAUUACAAACAUGUUCCAUGCAUGUUUGUGAUAUGUUUCCUUGCAUACAUUGGCUCCCUUUUUAUCUGAUGAUUUGCUUAAAGCUAGACUUCUUGAAGUUGUUAUAUUGACCCUUGAAAAUAAUCAUACCUCAAAAACGGUAAAUGAAAGGAUAAUUAUUUUUUCAAUAUACAUGCACAAUAUCUAAUUUCUUGUGUUCUGAUAUCUUUAUCUUAAUUGAUUACAAUGUGGUCAGUUAAAGAUUGUGCUCAGGACUGAUCUGUGGGCUGAUCGGUUGGUUGAACUAAUAGAUGUAAUUUGUCAUUGUAGAUGUUUUCAGUGUGUAUAUAUGGGAUUCAGACAAUUUCCGUAUUGAAAAUUGUGAUAUUAGUAAAUUUAUGUCAGCAAGAAAAUCCUAAUGUUGGUUAACUAAUACAUUUAGUUUAUUGUCCAUGCCUAUUAAUUGCAGUGACUAUGCAGACAGCUGCUUGUUCUGAUAUACUUUAACAUCAUUUUGAGUUUGCGCAUCUUCAGUUUCAUUCACCUUGAAGUAACCAGUGAAACAUGCACUAUUUCAUGGGAGCAGGCUGCAGGGUUAGACUCCACAGGUAGAGUAGACAGAGCUGAACCCACUGGUUAAGACUGGCCCACUAUAAAAGGCUUUUUAGUUUUGAUUUCUUCAAAGUUGGGAGUUUCAUGUAUGAACCACAGACUGUAUAAAAUAAUGGUAAUUGGUUUGUAGACUCCAGUUUUAAGCCUCGAGUUUGGCAUUUGGCAUCAAAAUCUUGGAUUUUUGGAGCCAGAAGUGAUCAUAUUCAAACAAGAGGGUGGAGAUUACUCUAAGGCUAGCGUAGCUAUGGUUAACUGUGAUAAUACCAAUGCUAAAGCUAAUUUUUGCCACAGAAGAACAAGUUUAAAACCAUAAAAAUAAAAUGUACUUACUGGAAAAACUAAAUAUUUAACUGCUUAGAGGGUCUUCUAGUUCAACCAAAUGUUGAAGAAGACUUUGUUAGGCAACCAAAAUGUCACAGUUAACUUCAUGAAUCAAAAACACACUGAAGUAGUGAUGCCUUGUACUCUGUGAAUCUAGCGUUAUGCAACAGUUACGUUACCAAACCAAUGUUGCCAUUGUUGUAGCCACUUGACAAUGGAUGGCACCCACCUGUCACCUAAAGUGACAGUGCCCUUAAUGUUGUGUAACUUUGAGCCUUAAUAUAAACAUUCAAGAUUUAAACAGGUGAUUAGGUAUAGAGACCAAACCAUGUUAAUUUCUGCUGUUAAGUUGGGCAUUUUAACAUGGGUUUAUGACUUGCUCUUGGAGCCAUCUUCAAGUGGCCAUUAGAGGAACUGCAGAUUUUGGCACUUCUACAUUGACUUCAUUUUUCAGCCUUGGAGAUUGCUGCUUGGUAGGAAACAGUAUCAUACUUGCUCCAAGUACAUACAGAACACUGACCUAAGGUGACAGGAGUACGACAACAUUGUGUAAAUGAGAUUAAUUUGUAUAUAGAAUUAGUGAACAGGGAUUUCAGGGUUAGAUCAUUUUUUAGGGUAACUGAAAUUGUCUGGCAUCUGCGACUGUGGGUGUACACCUGAGCUCUCAAGGCUGGUGAGAAUAGGGCUUUGAUCUCUCACGCACCAACUGUUGACACUGUCGUCAGCUGUUCCUAACCAUAGUUCCUCCCUGGACUAAGUCAUCGUCAAGACUGGGUAAAUGUUUAGACCUCUAGCCAUAGAUCUGGAUCUACCAUACAUGCACAGGCCUCUGAUGUUUGUUGAACUACAUUGUCUAGGCUAGGCAGGUCAUCUUCUAGGAUAAUCUCAUAUGCAAGAUUCUCCAAUACCCCCACAGAAAGCAUAAAAGCUUAGCCCCUUAAUCUCACAAGUCAUAUUAGCAGUAGGGUAUUUCUGGCUGUCACCUUCCACACAAGUAAUAUUCACAACCCUUUCAUUACUCCGGUCGAAUAUUGCUGACCAAAUGUGUCUUUAGUUACUACUAGUGUCUGCUAGUGCUUUUAGCGCUUAACCAUUAAUGGUAACGUACGAUUUCCUGCUCUGGUCUGGGUACUGAACACAUUUCAGCAGCUUUGGAUAGCCUUGUGGCCAAGUUGUUGACAAUGAAGACCAAUGAAUUGACCCUUGGGCUGACUCUGUAAACCUUUCCCCAACCCAACUGCCAGUAUUCUCACAAUCUGUUGGAUUUGGUGGUCUGUACCCCUCAUACUUCCGUUUCACUGUAGACAUCCUUUUUCUUGAUGGUGUAAUGCCAUGCACCAAUCUGCCAAUCCAGCUGCUUCUUCUCCAGCCUUUGGGCUGUGCUCCCUCACCCAGGCGCUAACCUCUGGUAAAAGUACUUGCAGAUAAUGCUACAAAGUGAUGAUCUCUCCAAGCUGGUCGUUGGUAUGGUUGUCUGGACGUGUAGGAGACAUACAGGUUGAGGAUGAGGAGCACGGUGUGCUUGAGUGUGUGUGUGUGUGUGUGUGUGUGUUGCAGAGGUGGUGGUUCACGUGGGAGUAGACGUGGUCACGUGCGGAAGUGUGUGUGUAAAGGUGCGCACUCACCUGUGAUACAGAUGAGAGAGUCAGGGUUGGGUAGCCGUAAUUUUUGUUGACCGCUACCCAUUCAUUCAUUCAUUACUUUUUUAUCUGUUUAAUCCGUUGGUUUUCAUUUGUCCAUUCAUCCAUCUUUGCUACGCUGUGACAGCUCUGCGCCGUUUCUUCAUAAUAAAUGCACCAAAAGCAUCUUUGGAUCUCAGCGUAUCUGUCAUCAUAGCGUCCUAGCGCGUCACAAAUCUGCAAAUCUGAAGACCCAACCUCACACUCUCAGCGGCUAAAAGGUCUGUUUUGGAAGCCGCAAUAGGACGCAUCCAGCACUUGUACAGCCCCUUCAGUCGGUUAUAAUGCUCUUGGAUUGUCCCCCCUGCUGGAGCAACCAUGCUCUGCCUGCUCUUCAUCAGCAUACACCAGCUCUAUGCCAGCAUAAGGGAUGAUGCUGAAAAGACUGGGAAUAUAGCCCUUAAAAAAAUGCCCUCACUCCCUCCUUCAGGAUUUUCUUGGCACAGUCAAAUAUUCCUGAGUACUGUCUGGUCUUCCUCAGGGUCAGACUGGACCUCCAUGCAGUAGAUGGCAGUUUGUACUGUUGCUCCAUCCAGCGAUCCAGCCAGGAACCUCUCGUGGGUCUUGAUCUUCCCUGGUUCUCUGGUCAGCUGUUUCUUAUCCUGCUCAUAGACCAUAAAUUUAAUGGCAGUCUCAGGGGCCAUCUUCAGUACAUUGAUACCAUUUUGUCUCUAUAGAGACAUCAAGCCUUCUUCUUUUAAUACUUGCUGAAAGUGACAGUUUACCCAAAAAUCCCGUAGUGCAAUCUAUAUAGUUUGGGUGUGAGUUGCCGAGUGUUACAGAUAUCUACCGUAGAGAUGUCUGCCUUCUCUCCAAUAUAAUGGAUCUACAUGGCACUCGGCUUAUGGUGCUCAAAGUGCCAAAAAAUACAUUUUAAAAACUUAGCAGCAAUGUCUCUUUCCAGAAAUCAUGAACAGGUUACUCAAGAUAAUCCACAGACCUUGUUGUGAGCAGUUUCAUGUAGGGAAUUUUCUUUCUACCAGACUACACCUACCAACUGUUUCACCACGCAGAAGGAAAUGUGUAUCUACUCAUGGACGAGAGGCUCGUGCUUGUGACAGCACAAGAUGUAAACAUCAAUGGUGUUCUCCUCGACUGAGCUGUAAUGUUAGCUAGCUCAUUGGUGCUAUGUAGCUAGCAGAUGCAUAUAUCUAUUGUCAGUGAAUCAUCCACUGUUAACUCAGGAAAGGUCCAGGUGUAAAUCCAGACUUUAUAGUUUGUAAGUACUAUGAGUUCCCUUGGGGAUUGUCAGUAUCUGACCAUCUCAUAGUGCGUGCUUACAAUUAUGAUACCUUAAAUACUUUGAUUAUGUUGUAACAGCUUCCAUCGGCUCAAAACAGCAACCAUCUUCUGAAAUCAUUCGUAGAUCAACUCAAAAUGAAUCGAUCCCGAGUGCAGUAACUGGACUGUUGUGGACUGGACACAAAAAUUUAGUAAUAUACAGAGAUGUCCAUUAAAAAUGUAUUCAGAAUAAAACAAAAUAAUUGAAAACUACAAAAUGUGUAAAAGACAUGAAUGACCAUUUUGGCCUUUAGCAGAAGCCAGGCUGUAGAGGCAGGUUUUCGGUGUAUGUUUGAAGAUAUCAGCACUUUCAGCUCAACUCAAAUCCUUUGUCAGGCUGUUCCCACAGCUCAGAGAUGAGAGCUAAAAGCUUUCUGACCAAAAGGUUUCACUUUGGGACAUCUCUAAGGUCCAUGCAUUAAAAGUAUUUCAAGCAGACAGCUAUAAAGUAAUAAAACAAUCAUAAAAUUAACACAAAAACAGGAAACGUGUGGAAAGAAUGACUUCACCUUUAAUGGCUCUAUUAGAAAAUUAGAAUGUAUGAGUUGUCUUGGACACAGUUCUCAACAUGGAGGUGGCUGAGCUGGUAGCUGACAUUGGGCGCUAUGCUUCUGCUACGUCACUGUCUGAAUCUCGGCUGUAACUGCCCUAUGAGCGCAGUGCAAAGCAGCAACAAUGAGCUAGCAAGUGGGAUACACACACUCAACACUCCAUUAUAUCUUUACUAGGGCUGUAGUCAACCAAAGAAAAUCUUGGUUGACUGAAGUCGAUGCAAAACACACUUGGGAAAAAAAGUUGUGCAUCCUACUGGCUAGCUAAUUGCUGCAACUCUGCCCUGUGCUUAUAUGGCACUUACUGUAGCAGCUGUUAGCCCUGUUCAUGCUGUGGGCACCUUUGGCUGCUAGCCACUGGCUCAGGCACCUCUAUGUUGUGAGCUAUGUGCAAUCAAUCCCUGCCCAGACUCUGAAUCAUAGAUAUGCUCUCAAUGUCAUAUGUGUCUCUUUUAAUGUGUGAAAUCAAAGGAGUCCACUUUUCAAACAGCCUUCCCUCAAACCUUUAUUAGAAGCACAUUACCAUUAUUCUGCAUCGUGGAAUAGUGUCUUUUUUCAAACUUACAGCAUAUUCAGUUUUGGGAAAAAAAACUGAACUGUAGUUUCCCAGUAUUUGUGUGUUAAUUGUUUUUGCAGAAAUACUCACCACAGAUACUAACGAAAUAUUAACAACACACGUCACUGCAUAUUAUUAGUUCUAACGGGCAGGGUACAAAACAGAAGAAAUGACAUUAAGGGCAGGUAAAUUAAAAAAAAAAGAUCUGCAAAAGAGUCUUGAGCUGAAUUUAAGUAAAUAAGGCCUAUUCACACAGGAUUAGUGUUACCUGGGGAUCUCUAGUUAUUUGUAAUAAUUGCAGAGGUAAUCUGUUAUCUUAAUCCCUUGCGUAUCUGCCAAGUCUGUAAUUUUUUUUUUUUUUUUUUUUUUUUUAAGUUCUACCUUAAGUGACCAAUUUAGCUAAACACAGAGGUCAUGUGAUAACAGUAGUCCUGUGCAAAAAAGCAUCUCAGUGAUUUUGAAUCCUGUUUGGCUUUUGUUUUCUCUGCACAUCUUUUUUGCCUUUUUCCCAGUCAAGAAUUACAAAUGCUACAUUGGUAAAUGUAAAUGAAAGUUUUGACAGCAUUUUUGUUGCAGGAGGCGCAUGCAUUUUUUCCACUUGUGUAUGUGUACGGAGACAAGUCAACCGGAAGUCCAUUCAUUCCUGUGAGAUUUUCCAUGAUAUCUGAUAAGCCUGCAAAACUCCUCCCCUCAGUAAUAUUUCAGUCUGGAAAUUUGCCUCGACUACAUUCACAAAAUGUAACUUUUGCGGUGGAUUUCAGAGACUGUAUGACAGUGUGCUAGAUUAGCUGACAGGCUGCUGGCUAACUAACCGGCUAUUACCUUUAAUUCAGUUGCCUGUGCUGAUUGUCAACUGAGUUUGAAUCAUUAAAAGGAACUUGUUUAUCUAGUUUUAACAUAUUGUUAAUCUGAGUAGUGUUAUUCUGCUAAAACAUGUUAAUACAGUAUACACUGUCAGAUUGUCAUUAUCAGUUUGAUAUGAAAUACAGUCAUAUUUAUUAUUUUAAUAUUCAUCUUCUAACCGCUUCAUCCUCUUGAGGGUCGCGGGGGGGCUGGAGCCUAUCCCAGCUGACAUCGGGCAAGAGGCAGGGUAUACCCUGGACAGGUCGCCAGACUAUCGCAGGGCUGACACAUAGAGACAAACAACCAUUCACACCUAUGGACAAUUUAGAGUUACCAAUUAACCUAGUCCCCAAUCUGCAUGUCUUUGGACUGUGGGAGGAAGCCGGAGUGCCCGGAGAGAACCCACGCUGACACGGGGAGAACAUGCAAACUCUGCACAGAAGGGCUCCCACGCCCGGGAUCGAACCGGCAACCCUCUUGCUGUGAGGUGACAGUGCUAACCACCACACCACCGUGCCGCCCCUUAUUAUUUUAAUAUGAAAUAGCCUAAUGUUACAGAUUUAUCAGUCUAGUUAAAUACAGUCAUCAUCCUUAUAAGUUUGAUAUGAAAGUGUAGGCCUAUGCAUCAAUACGUCGUACAUACAUCUUUUUAAUGAAAUAUUUCACAAAUCAUGCUACGUACCUGGUAGGCCAGCAUCUUCAUUUAUUUGUUGCCUUGCAACAUUGGUCCCGUUUUGUGCAUCUUCCAAGCUACUGGACGGUGAAUAUCAGACAAAAUUAGCCUCUCCCCCAUCAUGGCCACAGGAAGUUUCUGUCAGGUUUCUCUACAUCCGUAAAUAAAUGUACUCCCUUGCGUUUGACACUGGAGGCAUCAUUUGUAUAUUUAUGGAUCUACUGACACCAGUCACAUACAUAAGUGGAAAUGAGGCAUCAUCUCGCUACACAGCAUGGAGCACUGUUUACAGAAAAGGCAAGCUCAGAUCCAUCAGGAGAGCAGAAUAUGUAAAUCACGUGGUCCCCUGGUUACACU